AAUAGAGACACGCGCGGUAGAGCCGACGAAACACAUCUGCGAGAGCGAGAGAGGCGAGUUCAAGAGAAGUCGUUUCAAUUGAUAAAGCAAAGAGAGGAGCAGACGCCGUCAAAAGGAUGUAAAAAGGAUUUAUGACUCACUCAGAGACUGAAGAGAAAGUUUGAUGGAGGAAAAAACUGAAAGCACUCUGGAUUGCACUUUCCCAAACAUUUAAACCCGAGGCUGCGCUGAAGUCUCCACGCCAGGAAUAUUUAGCGCCGAAUGAUCGACAGCCCUGAAGGAGACGUGGCCACAAUGACCGCAUUCUCUUCAUCCUACUCCUCUCUUCCGACCUCUACUUCCUCCCUCCCACUUCCCAUGUCACCCUUAUUCUCUGCCACCUCCUCCUCCUCUCCGUUCUCCAUCUCGCCCUCCUCCCCGAACCAGACGGGGUGUUCCUUUGACGACGCCGCCCUCCGUCUGCCGCUGGCCGCCCUCUACUCCCUGUUCUUCGUCUUCGGCCUCGUGGGUAACCUCUUCGCCCUGUGGGUCUUCCUGUUCCUACAUUCCAGCCGCAAUUCGGUGCGGGUGUUCCUCAUCAACUGUGCCGUGGCGGACCUGGUCCUCCUGGCGUGCCUGCCCUUCAGGGUCUUCUACCACGUCCACGGGAACCAGUGGGUUCUGGGAUCGGUGGCCUGCAGCGUGGUGGGGAACCUGUUCUACAUGAACAUGUACAUCAGUAUCACUUUACUGGGCCUCAUCAGCCUGGACAGAUAUGUGAGGCUGAAGGGGAAAGGCGGAGCGUGGCGACGAGCGGCGCUGCGGGGCUGCGGCCGGCCGUGGAGCUGGGUGGCGUGCGGCGCCCUGUGGGGCCUGUCGCUGGCGGCGCUGGUGCCCAUGAUCGCCACGGCGGAGGACAAAGAGGACGGCGGCAAGUGCUUCCAGUACAAGGCGCGCAGCAGCAAAGCCAAAGGGAAGGCCUACUUCAACGCGGUGCUGGUGCUGCUGUUCUGGCUCGUCUUCGUCAUGCUGGUGGUCUCCUACGCCAAGAUCGCCUCUCGGCUGCUGAGGGCGUCCCGGGACAAGCCGGACCUCCCCAACGCGCACCGCUACCAACGGACCGCCAAGAAGUCCUUCUUCGUCCUCUUCCUGUUCACCGUGUGCUUCGGGCCCUACCACGCCUUCCGCCCCGUCUACAUCCUCUCCCAGCUCAGCGAGGGGGGAUCGUGCGACUACCUGCAACGGGUGGACCGCACCAACGAGGUGAUGCUGUUGCUCUCCGCCUUCAACAGCUGCCUGGAUCCCGUCAUGUACUUCCUGUUGUCCGGCUCCGUGCGCAAAACCGCCCUGCGGGCACUCGGGCGCCGGCUCGGCAAGCGGCUCGUCUCCCUGAACGACGCGACGUCAAACAGCUCGACGGCUUUCCCCAACUCCGGAGUCAACGCCCCCUCAGCCACGCCCCGGGCGAGCAUCUCCGCCUUCAACUCCACCCUCCACUGCACGGGGCUGAACACGCUGCCACCUACUGGCCAACAGUGAUUCCCCGGACGACACGAGCCCGAAUAAACGUGCGACGACGACGUCAAACUGGGCAAAGCGUUGCGACACUUACCUCUCAUUACCGAGCUAUUCUUACCGAGUCGGCUCCUGAACACCCUUGUUGUCUGGGAACGUUUAAAUUCUAGUUGUUUAAUACCAGAGAGACAAUCUGUAAUAAUCGUGUCUUUACGGAAUAAACCAGCUGCAUAGA
Messenger RNA from Pseudoliparis swirei, 1729 nucleotides. Its product is annotated as probable G-protein coupled receptor 34. NCBI's taxonomy places the organism in Eukaryota, Metazoa, Chordata, Actinopteri, Perciformes, Liparidae. The record is from RefSeq and is a predicted model, not a curated record. The transcript is spliced from 3 exons. Gene Ontology annotation, molecular function: G protein-coupled purinergic nucleotide receptor activity. The coding region runs from base 262 to 1518 and encodes 418 amino acids. Gene Ontology annotation, biological process: G protein-coupled receptor signaling pathway. Gene Ontology annotation, cellular component: membrane.